Clarias gariepinus (North African catfish) is the source of this 1464-nucleotide messenger RNA. RefSeq names its product phosphoserine aminotransferase-like. The record is from RefSeq and is a predicted model, not a curated record. The transcript has 9 exons. Lineage: Eukaryota; Metazoa; Chordata; Actinopteri; Siluriformes; Clariidae. The coding region runs from base 1 to 1464 and encodes 487 amino acids. Gene Ontology annotation, cellular component: cytoplasm. Gene Ontology annotation, molecular function: O-phospho-L-serine:2-oxoglutarate transaminase activity; pyridoxal phosphate binding. Gene Ontology annotation, biological process: L-serine biosynthetic process.
AUGCCCACAACUCGCUCCCAACUUCCUCCACAGGCAUGUCCCCCUUUCACUGCUGCCUGGGUUAUCAACCACCCCUCUUUCCUGCCCAAGAAGAGGAGUUUUCCCGUUACCGACUGCUUACCUGCCACCGAUAACGAAUUUGGAUCAAGGACCUCUUCCCCUUUCUUCGGCUUCGACCCUCGCCAGCUCCACGACCCCGAUUUAUCUCCUCUCCUCACCGGACUCACGCUGCCGCUUCUCGCCGGCUCUGCUCGCUCCUGCCUCCCCGCAAGGCUCAGGCUUUUUUCAUACCGGCAUAAAGCUCACGCUUCCGCAUUCCUGCGAGCCAAGCGUCAUACACACUGCCUCGGCCCGCUCAUGCUGGCGCUCCGUGCUUCCGCUUUCCAGCGGAUUUAUUCCAAAUCCCAGCUCUACGCGGAAUUAAGGAGCAGUAAACAAAGCGGCGGACCUGCUGCCUCGAACUGGACCACUUCCAGGAGAGUGGCGUCUCCAUCUCGAAACAGUGAGACUUGUAUGGGAACACUUCGGAAUAUCCCUACAAACUACAAGGUUCUGUUUCUGCAAGGUGGUGGUUCAGGCCAGUUCAGUGCUAUUCCUCUGAAUCUGAUCGGUCUGAAGGAGGACAGGUGUGCUGAUUAUAUUGUAACAGGAAAGUGGUCUGCAACUGCUGCCAAAGAGGCGGAGAAGUACGGCAAAGUGAACAUGGUAAAUCCAAAAGUGGACCGAUACACUGGGAUCCCAGACAGCAGCAGCUGGUCACUGAACCCUUCAGCAUCCUAUGUCUACUACUGCUGCAAUGAAACAAUCCAUGGCAUUGAGUUUAACUUCAUUCCUCACACCAAGGAUGUGAUUCUUGUCAGUGAUAUGUCGUCAAAUUUCCUAUCACGGCCAGUAGAUGUGUCUAAGUUCGGGCUCAUAUUUGCAGGUACACAUAAAAAUUCAGGAUGCGCAGGAACCACUAUUGUGAUCGUACGGGAAGAUCUGUUAGGAAAAGCUUUGAAGGAGACACCUGCUAUAUUAAAUUACCAAGUGCAAGCUGAACAUGAUUCCCUCUACAACACCCCACCUACCUUCAGCAUUUACAUUACAAAGCUGGUUCUGGAAUGGGUAAAAAGUAAUGGAGGCGUAGAUGCCAUGGAUAAACUGAGCAUGCAGAAAUCUGCUUUGAUUUAUGACAUCAUUAACAGCUCCAAUGGAUUUUAUAUAUCUUCAAUAGAUGUCGAGUGCCGGAGUCGCAUGAACAUUCCAUUCCGCAUUGGAAACACUGAGGGAGACGAUGUCCUGGAAAAACAGUUUCUAGAAGGUGCUUCCAAGCUUGGACUCAUGGCAUUAGAAGGACACAGGAUUCUUGGUGGAUUACGAGCUUCUCUCUACAAUGGAGUGAGUCUGGAAGAUACUCAAGUUCUUGCUGCCUUCAUGAAAGAGUUUCUAAAGAAGCAUUAUCCAAAUAAAACACAUGUCUAA